UUUUUUUUUUUUUGCAUCCCUUUUUCGAACCAUUAAACAUGCAUUCAACCAUUACUACACCUAGCCCUCGUGUCCUCAGUAUCCAAUCACAUAUCGUUUCGGGUUACUGUGGCAACAAAGCUGCUACUUUUCCUCUUCAAUUGCUCGGAUUCGACGUCGAUGUUCUUAACACCGUCAAUUUCUCUAAUCACACAGGCUAUCCAUCAUGGACUGGUGAGAGAGUUACAGGUUCUCAAAUUAUGAAGUUAUAUGAGGGCCUCCAGAUCAAUGGACUUGUAGAGUACACACACCUGUUGACAGGAUAUAUUGGCAGUGCACAAAACCUCACCGCAGUAACUAAAAUCAUUUCACAACUGAAGGCUCUUGGUGACCCUUUCUUUGUUCUCGAUCCGGUUAUGGGUGACAAUGGACAAUUAUACGUCCAUUCAGAUGUGAUUCCUUUGUACAGAAAACUCAUGAAGUACGCGGAUGCCAUUACCCCAAAUCAGUUUGAGGCAGAAGUGCUUACAGAUCGAAAGAUUACUGAUAUCAAGUCGUGCUUGGAGGCAAUUGAUAUACUUCACACUGCUGGAGUAGAGAAUGUAGUCAUCACAUCCGUCUCUCUGUCUCCAGAGGAUAUUGCUGCAAAUACUGAAGGAAAAUCUAACGAAGAGCCGCAUGGCAAGCAAGGCGAAAAAGCAGAUAAUUUGCCGAUGUAUUGUGUCUGCAGCAGUAAAGAAGAUCAAAGAGUAUUUGCAAUUGGGUUCCCAACCUACGACGGAUACUUCACAGGAACAGGAGAUCUUUUCUCAGCAUUACUUCUCGCUCGACUGGAUGAGACCCUCCAAGAAACUCAAGCAAGCAGCGCUCAAAAUGGAAUCGAGCAGUCCAAGGCACAAUAUGUGACGCCUCUUGCAAAGGCGAGUCUUAAAGUGGUUGCAACAAUGAAGGCAGUGGUAUUGCGAACAUUUUCGGCGCAAAAAGAGAUCACAGGGAAACCCAUUGACAAGGCGCAGGCAUCAUCUGCUGCCGUGGUAAAACGAUGCGAAUUGCGUCUGAUCCAGAGCAAGAAAGAUAUUGAGCAGCCGAAUGAAGAAGAGGUCGUAGCAAUCGAGCUGCAUAGAGUGUAAAGACAGAAGAAUGUAUUAAAUUAGAAACGCCCCCUUGGAUGACAGAGAUAUCUCCCCUUCAUUUUAGACUAGAGAGACAUACAUAUUAGAAUUUGUUCUUAAUACCAUAUCAUAUGAGCAUAAGCGCACCAGUAAAAGAAUGGACCUUUGACGGC
Molecule: messenger RNA, 1264 nt
Organism: Lobosporangium transversale
Lineage: Eukaryota; Fungi; Mortierellomycota; Mortierellomycetes; Mortierellales; Mortierellaceae
Product: Ribokinase-like protein
Exons: 5
Coding region: 39-1109 (356 amino acids)
Biological process (GO): pyridoxal 5'-phosphate salvage
Cellular component (GO): cytosol
Molecular function (GO): pyridoxal kinase activity
Source: RefSeq, a predicted model, not a curated record